GUAAAGGAUACGGUCAUUCAAAGCCUUCAGUCCAUAGUGCGCCCGACACUGCGCGUGCAAUUAUAGUCGGGUUAUUGCGUGCCAGUCGCUAAAUUUCGACCAUGGCAGAAGCAUCUGCACCGCCGAUAGCGGUAUCUGCACUCAGGCGGGAGCUGGACUUUGUCAAGUCCCUGCUCAAGUCGGGUCGCAGCAUCGAGGAAAUGGUUGCGGCCGCGAAUGCUGCCGCACGCGUGGCAAGCCGCGCGUCCUUUGAGGCGAAGACGGCGACACAGAAAGGGGGCACGGAACUGACCAUCCGGGGUCUGCCCACGGGCCCGGACUGGGACUGGCGCGGCCUCAAGCGCUGGCUGCAGAGCCGCGGCCUGGGCCAGCGCGCCAUCAAGUACAGCGACAAGGACCCCGAGUCGUCGGUGGCGGUGGUGCGCUUCAACACCGAGAGCGAGUGCAAGGCCGCUGCCGACAUGCUGGUGACCGCGGAGCCGCCGGUUCGCGGCAGCUCCAUCACUGUGGAGUCCGGCAUUGCGGCCGAGUACGCCAGCAAGUCCAAGAAGCGGCAGCGGGACGACGACGAGGAGGGCGCCGGCCGCGGCGCCAAGGCAGCGCGCAUACCCGACGUGUGUGAGGCGGUGUGUCCCUGGCACAAGGUGCCGUACGGGCAGCAGCUGACGGACAAGCACGCGCGCAUCGUGCUGGCGCUGGCGGGCGUCACGGACGCGGUCAACCACCGCACCCGGCCCGCCAACCGGCCCGAGUGGCUGCGCGCUGUGCUGGCCCGCGGCCAGACCGCCCUGUCCACUCUGUCCGGCGGCGACGGCGGCGGGCGCGGCGGCCGGGGGGGCCGCGGCGGCCGGGGAGGCCGGGGCGGCGCCGGCCGCCACGGCGGCGCGGGUGGGCGCGACGGCGGACGCAGCGACACGCCCGCGGAUACGGCGGCCGCGGCGGCCGCCGCCGCGCCGGCGGUGUGCUGCCCGCUGCUGGGCAUCCUGCGGUCUCCGCUGCUGGAGCGGUACCGCAACAAGAGCGAGUUCACUACGGGGCUGGACGAGCACGAGAAGCCCAUGGUGGGCUUCCUGCGCGGUGCCUUCCAGGAUGGCAUCACGUGUGUGGCCUCUCCAGAGCCCACCCGCCACACCAGCCUGGCGGCUGUGACGCUGGCGGCCGCCGCCACCACCUACAUCCGGGAGCAGUCGGCGUUCGCGGUGUACGACAAACGCAACAAGGAGGGAUACUGGCGCCUGCUGCUGGUGCGCGAGGGCAGCCGUAAGACCUUCCUGCCGGUGCCGCUCGCCGCCUCCGCGGCCGCCGCCGGCGCGGCGCCCACCUCCCUGGACUCUCCCGCCUUUGCCGCGCUCGACCCCUUCACCUACCUGGUCACUUUUGACACGCCCGCCGCCGUGCCGGCGCCGCCGGCGCCGGCGGGCGCCGCCGCGGCUCCCGAGUACGACGAGGGAGACCUCAAGUCUGACGUGGACAUGAAGGAGGCGGCUGGCGCGGCGGCGGCGGCGGCGUCUUGUGGUGUGGAGGCGGGCAAGGGCCUGCCGGUGGUGGAGGUGUGCGAGGCCGAGCUGCGGCAGCCGGCGCCGGAUGAGGUGCUGGUGAUGGUGCAGGUCAACCCCAACUACACGCACGCUCUGGCCGAUGCCGACGCCGCCGCGCGCGAGCUGCGCCAGCUCACCGCCGCCCUGCGCGCCGCCGCCACCGCCGCCGGCCUGCCGCUCACCACGGUGCGCGUGCAGCUGCACACUGGGGUGUCCAACGCGGCGCCCUUUGACGCGCCCCUGGUCGAGGUGCCCGGCGAGGCGGCGCCCGGCGAGGCGGCGGGCACGGCGGAGGCAGUGGCGGCGGCGGCCGGCCCCGGCUUCAUUCACGACGCGCUGUGCGAGCUCAAGUUCCGGAUCUCGCCCACCGCCUUCUUCCAGGUCAACUCCCCGGCCACGUGUGUGCUGUACAAGCUGGUGGGCGACUGGGCGGCGGCGCGGCCCAAGACGCUGCUGCUGGACAUCUGCUGCGGCACCGGCACCAUCGGGCUCAUGCUCGCCAGCAAGGUUGCCAAGGUGGUGGGCGUGGACAACGUGGAGAGCGCGGUGGAGGACGCGCGGGUCAACGCCGCACUCAACGGCAUCGGCAAUGCCGAGUUCGUGGCGGGCAAGGCUGAGGACGCGCUGCAGAGCAUCCUGGACCUGCACGCCGCCAACGACGCCUACGAGGACGUGGUGGCGGUGUGCGACCCGCCGCGCGCCGGCCUGCACAAGUCGGUGCUGCGCGCGCUGCUGGACUGCGCCAAGAUCCGGCGGCUGGUGUUUGUGAGCUGUAACCCCGACAACCUCAUCAGCAACGUGGCGCUGCUGUGCGUGCCGCCGCAGGACGUGGACGGCGGCCGCGGGCGGCGCGGCGGCGACACGGCGGGCAGCAGCGGCGCCUCGUACCGCAGCCAGUACGGCGCGGGUGGCGGCGGCGCCAAGCCCGACUACUUCGCCAACGGCAGCUGGGUGCCGUUCCGGCCCGUCAAGGCCACGGCGCUGGACCUGUUCCCGCACACGGCGCACGUGGAGACCGUGAUGCUGCUGGAGCGGUAGAGGAGCUGUGGGGGCUGUGGGGAUGAUGAGGAGCAGAGCCAAGGUGAUGGGGGUUAUGAGGAGCAGAGCCGAGGUUCGCGGCGCUGCACCGCGCUGCAAGCCGCUGGGAUGUGAUGGAGUACAUUUUCACCGUACAGGGCUGCGGGGUCUGUGGGGGUUGUGGAGCGGCUGGGAGUGCGCAGGAUGUGGAGCUCAGCUGUGCGCGCGCGUGGUGGGCGGUCAGGGGCGGUCAGACAGAAGGAUCACAGCUAGGGCUGGAUGAGCCGAUGAGGGAGUGGACUGGCGCUUGGACUGGCGUGGCGGGCGUGGCGAUGCUACCCGUACUAUGGGUUUAUGGCUGUGCUGGGUUACUGGGUAUGCCCUUGUGGCUUCAGCAAGACUGCAUCGCUGGUAACGAGCUCAAAAG
Molecule: messenger RNA, 2982 nt
Organism: Chlamydomonas reinhardtii
Lineage: Eukaryota; Viridiplantae; Chlorophyta; Chlorophyceae; Chlamydomonadales; Chlamydomonadaceae
Exons: 15
Coding region: 102-2576 (824 amino acids)
Biological process (GO): RNA processing
Molecular function (GO): RNA methyltransferase activity
Source: RefSeq, a predicted model, not a curated record